Thlaspi arvense is the source of this 1191-nucleotide messenger RNA. Lineage: Eukaryota; Viridiplantae; Streptophyta; Magnoliopsida; Brassicales; Brassicaceae. The record is from the annotation of a GenBank genome assembly.
AUGCGUAUGGAGCAGUGCAAAGAGAGGAAGUUUGUGUGCAAGUUCUGUAGCAAGAGGUUUGCUUGUGGGAAAUCACUUGGAGGUCACAUCAGAACUCACAUGAACAACGAGAAUUCACUUGAUUCAGAUGAGGAUGAGCCUAGUAAGCUCAGAAUCGACGAAAACGGAGAGAAGUUUGUGAUGGAUAGCCAAUCUGAUACCGAGGCUUCCUCGUCUCCUAUCAGGAGAAGAUCCAAGAGAGUUGUGAAACAUCACCACAGGGCUGAUGAUGCUUUUGUAGUUGGUGGUACCAUCAUGAACCAAUCCGAUUCUGCGUCUUCUGAUGCUUCCGAGAUCGAGCCGGAGCAGGAGGAAAUGGCAUUGUCUCUGAUGAUGCUCUCUAGGGAUUCAAGUUUCAAGAAAGGUUAUAACUUGGUGGUGAACUCUCUGGCUGAGUCGUCUGACAACAACUCGGUGAUUCUCGAGACUAAGUCAUCUUCAGGGGAACAGCUAAAGAUGUUCAAUGUGAAGAGUGUUAAUGAGGAGUUUCGUAAGAAGAACAAACUUGAAGGAGUGGAUAAUGGUGAUAUUCUCUAUGAUUCAGACAAUUCUGAUUCUGGCUACUUCAGGAACGGACCAAAGAAGCUGGACUCAGACGUUUCUGUUGAUGGGUUCUUCAGGAACACUGGGUUUGAUAACAAGGCUGUGAUGAGAACCGGAUCAGGAUUCAACAGCUCCACAGCAAAACAGGACAACAACUUGAACAGGUUCAGGAAGGAAUGGUCAGGGUCAGGGUCAGGGUCAGGAUCAGGUCGUUCUUCGACAAAGUACGAUCUGAGGAAAAGCAAAAGAGGGUUUCCUACAAACUGUCGAAAGAAGAUCAAGUACGAGUUCACUGAAUCUGUCUAUGACAGUGGUGAGCAUAGCUUGGAGACUGAUUCUUGUGCGGACACAAACCGAACAAUCAAGAUUCAUAGUAAGUCAUCGUCACCGAUGGUGAAGAAAGCAAGUGGUGGUGCAAAGAAAAAAAGCAAAGGUCACGAGUGUCCGAUUUGCUUCAGGGUGUUUAAAUCAGGACAGGCUUUAGGUGGUCACAAGAGAUCACAUUUCAUUGGGAAUCAAGAACACAGGACUCUGGUGAUACAACACCAAGUGGCUCAUGAGAUGCAUACACUCAUCGAUCUCAAUCUUCCUGCUCCUAUUGAUGAAUGA